UCGAUCGUUAUAAGUCUCAAUACCCUCCUCAACCGGGGUUUGUCUUGAACUUCGAUGACAAUUAUCUCACAUAGCUUUGUUUCGUGCUCAUUUCGUACUUGCAUUAUACCCUACCUACCAUUCACCUGUACAGAAUAUCUAUAUCCUGCGUAUUAGUUGUACGGUCUUGUUUAGACACUACUUUUUGAGACUUAGACGGCACGGGUUGCCAUUUCACCAGCUACAGCAUCUUUUAAUAACAUGUCUGGACCGACGUCACGGUUGAGAAACCUACUCGGUCAUCUAGGACCGACAGCCCCAAAGUCACCCGUCGGCGUUGACCAUACCUAUCACAUCCACCAGCUGUCCCCAACAUUUUUUCUGGAGAGGGCCGCUGCCAUCGAACCCGACGCUCCCGCUAUAUAUCAUGUCACAGCUAACAACAAAGUCCUGAGGAGGCAUUACAGCGAGUUCGCGGAUCGCGCCAGGGGGUUGGCGUACUACCUUCGAAAACACGGUUAUAAACGUGUCGGCGUACUGGCGACCAACACGCCUGCUUUCUUGGAAUCGAUAUUCGGGAUUGUAGCUGGUGGCGGGGUUAUUGUCCCUGUGAAUUAUCGCUUGAAACCCGAUGAUAUCACCUAUAUUUUUGAUUUUGCCCAAGUAGAUUCCAUCAUCGUGGAUAACGAAUAUCUAUCGUUAUUAGACGGCUUUAAGGAGAGCCAUCCUGAUGUGCCUUUCAUCGUUGAUCUGGAUACCGAUGCGACUGAGGGUGAACUCUGUGGACCAUUCGACGAAGCGGUGCUGGAAGGGUUGAAAUAUGACCAGGCGCAGGGUGGCAAGGGAUGGGCUGGUCUGCACGUCCAGGGCGUUCAUGAAGAUGACAUGAUCGCCAUUCCAUUCACAUCGGGGACGACUUCGAGACCGAAAGGAUGCGUCUACACACAUCGAGGCGCAUAUCUUGCGACGCUAGCUAACGUCAUCGAAUCCGGAUUGAAUCCCGACAAGGGGCGGUGUAAAUAUCUAUGGACACUACCGAUGUUUCAUGCUGUGGGUUGGACGUUCCCGUGGGCAGUAACCGCAGCUCGGGGCACUCAUUAUUGCCUCAGGAGAGUUGACUAUCCGUUAAUAUGGAAGCUUCUAAAGGAAGAAGGGAUCACCAAUUUCAGUGCAGCACCGACGGUGAAUACUUUGCUCUGUACUUUUAAUGAAGCAGCUCGGUUACCACAGCCUGUAAAAGUCACCGUAGCUGCAAGCCCUCCAACGCCACACCUUUUUAAGCAGAUGACUGGUCUAAAUCUGCACCCACUCCACGUGUACGGCAUGACGGAGACUUACGGCCCAAUAACGAAGGGAUACCACCUCCCACAUUGGGACUCCCUGCCAGAGUCAGAGAGGUAUGUUAAGAUGGCUCGCCAGGGACACGGCUUCAUAACCAGUCUUCCGAUUCGCGUCAUCAAGACCGAUCAGCCGGAAGGUGUUCUCGUCGACGUCGCCAAGGACGGUAGGGAGAUUGGCGAAAUCGUUUUUUUCGGUAAUAUUUGCUGCAAGGGUUACUACAAGGACCCCGAAGCUACGAGGAAGCUCUUUGCUGGGGGCGCACUACAUUCUGGUGAUUUGGCUGUCUGGCAUCCAGAUGGAAGCGCGCAGAUUCAAGACCGAGCUAAGGACAUUAUUAUUAGCGGCGGAGAGAAUAUUUCCUCGGUCGCGCUCGAGGCCAUGCUAGUCCAGCAUCCGGAUGUCCUCGAAGCAGGCGUCGUUGCCGUACCAGAUUCGCAUUGGGGCGAGCGACCCAAGGCGUAUCUAACAGUCCAAGAAGGAAAGACGCUAGAGCCUCAAGACAUGAUCACCUGGGCUCGCACUCAAAGCGCGAUCAGCAAGUUUAUGGUCCCGCGGGAAGUUGAGAUAGUCGACGAACUACCUAAGACGAGCACCGGGAAGAUUCAGAAAAACGUCCUGAGGCAGUGGGCAAAGACGGGGAGGAAAUGAUGGCAUGUCGACAAGAGGGUACUUUGAAAGAGAACGAGUGUGGAGUUAUUAGGCAGUCUGUAUAUCAUAACGCAGUUAAACCCAAGAGGCGACCGGCGAGCAUUUCGAAGUCACUCUACUGUAAAGAGAAAUAAACCUAGAUUCAGAUAGUCUGCUAUAAGACGAAGUCAUCUGGGUUAGGUACACAUACACACGAUUGAAAUUCCUCUUAUGCGAGCGAAGACCCCUCUAACAAAGGGAGCCGAACUGAUCUCCGACACGGGAUGAAUUCAUAUUUUUAACGUCGUAGGAUUCAUGCUGGCCCCUCUCGUCUCAGCCAUGAGCGCCUCCGUCCCGCCCAUGGUUGACCAAAAGGGAACUGGAUCGUCCUGCCGAGUCUUGGAUUUCGUACGUGGCAGUUGAGGGUACAAGGUUACUUGCUUUCGUACUUCUCCUGAAAAGCGCACGUUGAAUGACAACGGACUUCUUCAUAUCUGAUAGGUAGGUAUGUUUCCCUGGAUAGAAAAGGGGCCUUUCUUAUCGGGCCAAGAGUUCUUACGUAUGUGGCUAAUGUGGAUUGAAAUCGGUGCCGUCUAGGUAUACCGACGAUACGUUGGAGGCUUCAGAAGUGGGCGAGUUGGAGGUAGUCAUUCGGAAAUUCAAUCGAGCAACAAUUGGUUUCUCCU
Daldinia decipiens is the source of this 2633-nucleotide messenger RNA. RefSeq names its product acetyl-CoA synthetase-like protein. Lineage: Eukaryota; Fungi; Ascomycota; Sordariomycetes; Xylariales; Hypoxylaceae. Bases 241 to 1968 code for a protein of 575 amino acids. The transcript is spliced from 7 exons. The record is from RefSeq and is a predicted model, not a curated record.